Molecule: messenger RNA, 5986 nt
Organism: Sardina pilchardus (European sardine)
Lineage: Eukaryota; Metazoa; Chordata; Actinopteri; Clupeiformes; Clupeidae
Product: myosin phosphatase Rho-interacting protein-like
Cellular component (GO): actin cytoskeleton
Molecular function (GO): actin filament binding
Source: RefSeq, a predicted model, not a curated record
GGAAAUUUUGAGUUGGACAAGAUCGGACAGUUCAAGUGCACUGAUGCCGAUCGUCUGAGUAGAGGUCCUUCCGAAGUAGGCUCGGCAUACAGAGCAGUCUCUGGAGAGCUUGUCAUCGGAAGGUCUAGUCUCCUAGAUCAGAAGUUUCACAGCGAGAAGAUGUCAACGAUGAAAAUGGACACAUUUUGUAACAAAUUCCAAGCGAAUAUCUUCAGUAAAAGCAAAUGUCAAAAUUGCUUUAAACCCCGUGAACUACACCUGAGAGCCAAUGAAGAUUUGAUUCAGGCCAAGCCUAUUUAUGGAGGUUGGCUAUGUCUUGCUCCAGAAGGUACUGACUUUGGCAAGCCAGCACAACGAUCAAGGAAAUGGCAACGCAGAUUCUUCAUUCUCUAUGAACAUGGCAGUCUGCAUUUCGCUCUGGAUGACUCGCCAAGCACUCUUCCCCAAGGGACAGUAAAUAUGAACCUGUGCACAGACGUGGUUGAUGCAGAGAUGAAGACAGGGCAGAGGAAUGCACUGUGCAUCGUCACCCCUGACCAGGACUUCUACAUCCGUGGGGAAAACAAGGACAUCAUCAAUGGAUGGAAUGAGCAGCUAGUGGUCUACCCCACUACUAACAAGCACAACCGCAAGAAGACCACAAGCAAAGAGAGGCCCUCUGUAGCCACACAGGGCCCUGAGAGUGUGACGCCGCCGGGGGUCACCUGUGGGGUCGCAGCAGACUCCGCCCAGGAGGAGGACAGGAGCCCCAAGGGUGACUCUGCUUCAGGAGAUAAAGUGACCACAGUCGAUCCAGCUAGCCACAGAAAUGUUCACCCAGCAACGGACAGUGCUCUUCAUGCUAAGGCUGGAGAUGCCGUCAGCCUGCUGGACUCCGAGGUGGACGCAAACACGCAGGCCGGUAGUGGGCAGAGGAGACCGGAGGAGCCAGAGGAGGCAGAGUCAGAGAGGAGUGAGGUAUGGCGAGCUGGAGCAGAGGUGCAGGUAGAGGGUCCGAUCAGCAGCAGCAGCAGCAGUGAGCAGGCCAGGACCGGGCGACCGCCGCAGCCCACACAGAAACCGAAGGGUCCUGCUGUAUCCCCUCCCCCCCGCUCACCCAAGAGAAGAGAGCGGUCACCUGACAACAGGACUUCUGAGUCAGUGAUGACGCCUGAUCUGCUGAACUUUAAGAAAGGCUGGCUCAUGAUUUUGGAGGAGCAGAAUCAGUGGAAAAAGAACUGGUUUGUGCUGUCCACUCACAAACUGCGUUAUUACAAGGACUCUGUAGCAGAGGAGGCGUCGGAGCUGGUGGGAGAGAUAGACCUCACAACCUGCCAUCAAGUGACUGAGCAUCAAAUCCAGAGGAACUAUGGCUUUCAGAUUCACACACAGACGCAAGUGCACACGCUGGCAGCCAUGACUGCAGGCAUACGCCGGAACUGGAUCCAAGCCCUUGCCAAAAACGUUCGGCCGUCCAACGCACCAGACAUCACAAAUCUCUCCGAUGACCUUUGCCCUUUCGGCUCGUCAGCGGGACCUCUGCCUGAGCCGGACCUGACCCGCGACUCGCUUUCCCCAGAGGUGUCGUCGAAGAUGAGGCGCGGCGGCAAGAACCGCUGCGGUCAGAAGCGUCGCGAGGGGGCCCACGGCAAGCCCGGCGGCAGAGCCUCGCUCCGGCUCGCCCGCCACAGUCCGCCCGCGGGCACCCACGGCGGCGGGCAGGAGCAGAAGGUGGAGGUGUGGUCCGUGGAGAGGCGGCGGCGGAGGCGCGAGGAACGCAGGAAGCGCUACGAGAGCGUCAUGGGCUCCGUGUUCAAGUCUGCUUGCCAGGAGGAGGUCGUCCGGAACGGCGUGGUCAGGGGUGCGGGCACGGGCGUGCCGUGUGUCCGCCAGAGCUCCCCGGAGCACCAGCAGCAGAGGGCACAGGAGAUCGAGGAGCGCUGGCUGGAGGUGGAGAAGGCGGGCAUUCGGGAGGAGAGGAAGGUGCCGCUCUACCCCGACACCCAGGCCAGGGACGUCGGCGAGCUGGAGAAACUGUUGAGUAACUACCAGAGAAGGGUGGAGGAGCUGACUGCCCAGCUGACCGAGUCGUCUUGUCAUAGAGAGGAGCCAACACUGGAUCAACAGAUGAGCUCCACUUGGGACUUCCAGCUCGAGAGCACUGAUGUCCAGGAGAGUGAAGAUAUCCCAGUUACAAUGGACUCAAGCUCUUACAGUAGUCAUUUGUCAAGUCUAAGAGAUAAGUAUGAAGAAACUAAAGAACUACUGCGGUUUGAGGAACUACGACGGCAACGUAUGCAGGAGCAGCUGGGCUUUGGCUCCUCCAUUCUAGAUCAGAGCUCACUGGCAUUGGGUGAUGCUCUAACAGAUGACGAACAAGGAAGCAUCACCAGUGAAGCUGGCUGUCCAGAACUGUUGAAACAUCUCAGCUUCACAAGCUUUGAGGAGCUUCACCCUCCGGCUGUGGGACAGGUGAGACCGAGGACAAAUCAAGGUGAGGUAGGAGAGCAGGACCGCUCAGAGGUGGAGGAGAGGCUCGUCCAGGUAGUGGCCUCCCUGACACGUGAAAACGAAGCUCUCAACCAGCGGAGUCAGGAAAUGGUCCACCAGCUGACUGAGGCCGACCGAGAGAUAGAAAGGCUCCGAGCGGAACUCGACGAAAGACAAGACGGCCGACCGCACCUGUCCACGUUGGAGCAGCUGACCGAUGCCAGAGUAGAGUGUCUCGAGAACGAGCUCCGAGAGAAAUGCCUGGAACUGAAGGAGGCCCAAGCCCAACUGGCGGCACAGAACGAGAAACUCAGAGACACUUUGAGACGGCUGCACUUAAGGGAAGCCACACUGGAGGGCCUCGGCUUUCUGGAGCCAAAAGAUCAUCAUUCACGCGCGCCUGUACAAGAGGCCUUACAGGACCUGAUGGAAGACCAGUUGGAUUGCGCUGAACUUUGUGCCAAAGAGGCCCAGGAGGCCCAAGAAGCCCUUACAGCCAUAAUGCCAUGCAGCCAAAGAGAUGAGGUCCUACAGUCGCAGGUGCUGCCGGAGGUACAAAGAGCUCAGAGCAGUGAAAGCGAGUCAGAGGAGAAGGCUGGUAAUGGACACGGUCCAGAGGAGGAUGAUACUCAGCAUCUGGUGGACGAGCUCCAAACAAGGUCUAAAGCACUUGGCAAACUGCUGAGGGCGACCGGAGAGACGGAUUUGCCGGCGCUGCCGCCCCUCGUAUCAGAAAGACAGGAUGUUGACGCAAAUCGGAGCAUUAGCGGCAGGCUCCGUCUGGAGGAGGAGAUCUGGGCGACGCUGAGCCUCCUCAAAGCCAGCCCGGCGAGUUGUGCUGAGGCGGGCGUCUCUGACGGGCUGACGGCUAAGUCGUCCGGGGCCAAACUGGAGGAGAUUAAACUCUACCUCUCCGCACACAAGCAUUUCUCUCCCCCGCCGAUCAAUUCACCGAUCGUUAGCGCAGGUCCUGGUGCCUGCCAGCCUCAGACAAGUGAUGGCUCAGUUCUCCCGGAGUCGCACGUCAGCGGGCCCGCAACAGCUGAGAUAACAGAUGAGAUGUCAGAGCGGCGAGCGGAGAGGAUAUUGAGUUCGUACAGACGGCUUUGUAAUGACGGCCUUUGGAGGGAAUUGAUGGAGAGCGUGAAUCUGAAAACGUCCCUGUUAAACUGCGCUGCCUCCUGCCUUGAUUCCUCUGCAAACACGGAGCUGCGAUCCACAGUUAAAGAUCUGUGCGGUGUGUGGCGUAGGCAGGGUGACCCCGAGCUCCUUCACGCUCACGGCGCCGCCUCCGAGCUCCUCUCCGCUUACAUCGUCAGUCGGCUCGAGGCCGCGCAGGAGAAGUGCGCCCAAACAGAGGUGGGCUCGUGGGGGGGUGAAGAGAGUUGUCAGAACUGUCAGGUGCUAAGACAGAUGAACGAGGAGCUCUGCACCAGACUCUCAGAUAUAGAGAACCAGAGGUCUGGAGGUCAUUUCCUCAACCAGAAAUGCCCCGUGGACUCCAGAUGCUCAGAUGGUGCUCAUGUGGACGUUGUGGGCCAGGAUGGGAUGGAGAACCCUGCCCGUGACUGCAGCACUGGCCAGGUCAAAACAGAAAGGCCCACAGACCUGAGAGCAGAUGCUGUUUCAAUUAAGGGAGAGGAAGAGAAAGGUUACCUGACUGAAGUUCCAGACUCCGAAUCCCAGAGGGAGGAUGAGGCUGUGAAGGGAGCACCUGAGCCUGAGUUAGUGCGGCCCACGAGCGGAGACCUGGCUGAACCCAGCAGGGAUGAGUGUGAUGGAAGCAUGUCUGCUCUUCAGGAGCAACACAGGAGAGACUUGGAAACUCUACAGGCCAUGUGUGAGCGGGGCUUUGAGGCCAUGGAGGAGGCCCACCACAGGGCCCUGGCUGAGCUGCGUCUCCAGCACCAGCGAGAGCUGGAGCAGCUCCAGCAGGACAAGGAACAGCUACUGGAGGAGGAGGCAGCCGCCACUCUGGCAGCGAUUGAGGCCGUGAAGAGGGUCCACCAGGAGGAACUGGAAAAGGUUCUUCAGGGUAGACAUCUAGAGAACGGAGCCGCAGUCAAUGCAGAUGUGGAAGAGAUACUAAAGAGACAUAGUGAGGAGCUGUGCUCUACCCAGCGGGAGCUGGACGUGUUGUCCCAGCAGUACUCUCUGAAGUGUCUGGAGAGCGCCCACCUGGCACAGGCUCUGGAGGCCGAGCACCACGCCCUGCAGCAAUGCCAACGCCGGUACCAGGAGAUUAGCGCCCGCCACCAGGAGUUGAGUGGUGGUCUUGCCAGAGAGAAUAUUUUACCAUCGUCACUCUCCAAAGAAGAUCCCAUCCUACAAGAGAAGAUUCUUUAUGAAUUACAUAUCGGCAUGCGCGUGAAGAGAGCCGAGGUGGACUGCCUGAAGCAGGAGAUCUGCUCCCUGAAGGAGGAGCUGCAGAUGACCCAGAGAGAUAAGAGGUUUGCCACUGAGAAGUGCACAGACAUGCACAAAGAGCUCAGCAGCACCAGGGUCAGGGCCCAGCGCGACGUUGAGGAGCUGAGGGAGCACCUGAGGCUGGUGUACAAGGCCCUGGAGGCCUCUUCAAUGGAGGAGCAGCUGGAUGCAGGGGGAAAUGACUGAACACUUUGUGCCCUCGAGUAUAGACAGAGAGAGAGAGACCAGGAGGGAUGGAGAGAGUUUUCACUGACUCAGACUCACCCCGCCAAAUGUGUAGCACUUAACAUGGUGUCCUUUCAUGAGUCUGUGGUCUCUUCUCAGAGCUGCACAUGAAUUUUUGAUGACCUUGUGGCAGCAGGAAGCAUGAUAAUGAGGUCAUUUUUUUUUUUUAAAUGAACGGAACCUGGGAACCCACCAGAGAACCACUCACUCACAUGUUUCUUUAAUUAGGCUAGCUGUCUUAUUUGUCUUCUUUUGCCAGAAUUUGAAAAUGGGUCUGAAUUGAUAACAUUCCAAGUGCAACAACUGUUGACUGACUAUUUUAAUGAGUGUUUUAUGUUUCUCUCAGAUAAAUUGAGACCAUACUACAUUGUACAGUUAGAACCACUGUAAUCGUUUGUGGACUGUAUAUAAUGUAUGUUAAUGUAAUAAAUGAUAGAAAGUAUUUCUCAUAACAGGUUCAUAUCAGUAUUUCUCUGUGAGCAAGCAUGUCUACAGUACAUGUACUUCGUGUAGGCUAUGUUAAUGGUGUUUUCAUGCCAUUUCAUGUGGAAAUAGUACAUAGGCCAGGGGUUAAAUUGGGAUUGGUUAUGUGGGGGGGCUCUGCCUCGUACCCGCCUCCGGCCUGCCCAAAUAUACUUUUUGUAAAAGUAUACUUAAAUGGGCGAAUGUUUAGUGUCUCAGCUCAUGUAGACAUGUACAUUGUGACAUUUGACAUUUUCAACUUAAUGAUCAAGCAGUUUUGUGUAGCCUACAUGACAAUCAAGAGUUCAAGUUCAAGUUUAUUGUCCUGUACUCAUAAAAAGAAUUUAUAAGUAAUGAAAUUCCUUGUGCUCAAGUGUCCCUUCAACUAGAAAUACAUUUAUAA